This is a messenger RNA of Vigna unguiculata (cowpea), 1760 nucleotides long. Its product is annotated as root phototropism protein 3-like. The record is from RefSeq and is a predicted model, not a curated record. NCBI's taxonomy places the organism in Eukaryota, Viridiplantae, Streptophyta, Magnoliopsida, Fabales, Fabaceae.
GCAAAAACAAAGUUUGGAAUUUUACAUAGGCCCUUCUCAGGCUUCCAUUUUCAUCACUUUCCAUCACUCUGUGCCAAUUGCCAACUGCAAUGCACAAUCCCAACGCACGCUUUCUUACAUAUACUAUGAUGUAAAUGUGGCCUUAUAAAGUAGCCAUAUGCUCCAAAUUUUUGUUUUUUAUGUCAUUCCUUUGCCCAUGUAAAUGGAACAAGUCCGAAUCCCACACGCAAAACACAAGAAACAGAGAAAACAAAACUAGUCGUUUUCAAGUUUGGUGCUGUGUUGUAAUUACUUUUGUUGUUGUGUGUUAUAAGCAAGACACUGGGUGGCAUAGAGUUGCAAAGCUGCAGUGUUGUGUGAGUAGUGCAAAUGAAGAAACAGUGUUGUGAAGAAUCAGAGGCAACUGUUGGAUCCUGGGAAUGUUGGUUCGAUGAUGCAUGCAUCGUUGACAUGGAUUACUUUGUGAAGACCCUUUCAAGCAUCAAACAGAAGGGUAUUCGUGCAGACUUGAUUGGUUCCAUCAUCACUCAUUAUGCUUCUAUUUGGCUCCCUGAUCUCUCUGCCUCUUCUGAGAAUGGUGUCACCACUCAUUUUCAAUCCCCCGAAAGCGUCACGAAUUCAUGGAUGAAGAAAAGAUUCUUUGUGGAGACCUUGGUGAAUGUUCUGCCUCCUGAGAAGGAUUCUGUCCCAUGCAACUUCCUCCUUCGUCUUCUCAGAACCGCCAACAUGGUUCGGGUUGAUGCCACUUACAGAGCUGAGAUUGAGAACCGCAUUUCCUCGCAGCUAGAUCAAGCUUCUCUGAAAGAGCUCAUGAUACCCUCCUUCAGCCACACGUGUGGAACUCUCUUGGAUGUUGAGCUUGUCCUGAGGUUGGUUAAGAGGUUUAUGAGUAUGGACCGUGAUGGUGCUGCUUUGGUUAAGGUUGCCAAGUUGGUUGAUUGCUACCUCGCUGAGGCUGCUGUGGAUGCUAAUUUGUCCUUGUCUGAGUUCCAUGCACUUGCUGGAGUUCUUCCAAGCCAUGCCAGAGCCACGGAUGAUGGCUUGUACCGAGCCAUUGACACUUACCUUAAAGCACAUCCAGGUGUGUCAAAGCAAGAAAGGAAGGGUCUGUGCAGAGUGGUUGAUAGCAGAAAACUGACACCAGAGGCCUCACUUCAUGCAGCUCAAAAUGAAAGGUUGCCUGUGAGAGCAGUGAUUCAGGUGCUGUUCUCUGAACAAGCCAAACUCAACCGCCAAGUAGAUUGGAGUGGCUCCUUCAGCUUGAGGAGUCCAAAUGGAGGCCUUGACCCACCUGGAAGGUGCCUUUCAAAGCGAGAAAUGAAUGCUCAGCAAGUGGAGAUAAGGAAGCUGAAGGAAGAUGUUUGCAGGCUGCAAAACCAGCUGAAUGCCAUGAAAGUGCAGAUGGAGAGGUUGGUUGUGAAGAAGAAGGGCUUGUUCAAAUGGAAGAUGCUUGGAAUGCCUACAUUUGGUAGAAAUGUGGGAGGGGUGGAGAGAAUAGAACAAGAGGAGGAGGAAGCUGAAAGAGAAACUGGGUUUGGAAGGCAAACGCCAAUGGACAUGAAAACCAGUUUGGUCAAAAGUAAGAUUCCCCAGAAGUGGAGGAAAUCUAUGUCCUGAAACAUUGGUUUUUGAACAAAAAUAUAUGAUUCAUAUAGUCUCUGUUAAUUUGUUAUAGUAUACAAGUUCGUUUUUUUUGUGUUAGACCUGAGAAAUAAUGCGAGAUAUAACUCUGGUAUUUGGAAUAAAAUUCAAUUCGAUGU